This is a messenger RNA of Gilbertella persicaria, 1974 nucleotides long. Its product is annotated as glycosyl transferase family group 2-domain-containing protein. The transcript has 3 exons. The coding region runs from base 19 to 1707 and encodes 562 amino acids. Lineage: Eukaryota; Fungi; Mucoromycota; Mucoromycetes; Mucorales; Choanephoraceae. The record is from RefSeq and is a predicted model, not a curated record.
UUUUUUUUUAUCAAUACAAUGUCCCGCCUUUAUUCACCUUCAGAAUGGGUAGCACCUUUAGUGCCUAUUGCUUCUUUAGCUAUACUUCCUUUAGGUCCACUCUUCUUUCCCCGUUUCUAUCUUGUUGUCUUGUGUAUUUAUUUUACAGUCUUUCUUUAUACACAAGUAAACCAUGUCUGCAAGUUCUUUCUAACCUCGCGUAAAAUACGAAUGACAAUCCGCAAAUGGAAUAAACGCCUCGACAAACAAAUACUUACCAAUAGUGGAAAUAAAAAACAGGACACAGAAAUCAUAAAGGAACAAAUCGCAUCUAUAGACAGCGAAGACGAGACAUUAGACGAUAUUGAAGAAAAGCUACAGUACUAUGAAGAUACUCAUUACUUUCAUGCUUUCAUUGUUCCCAAUUAUUGUGAACCCGAAGGUCUAUUAAAAGAUACGAUUCAACGCCUUGCAAGCCACAGUACUGCGUCAACACAUUAUGGACUUAUUUUAGCCAUGGAACAAUCAGAACCUGGUUGGGAAGAGAAAGCACAUCGUCUUCAAAGUUUUUUCAGUGAUCAGUUUGCACAAAUCAUCAUUACGGGACAUCCUUCCGAUAUUCCAGGUGAAAGUAGAGGAAAAGGAUCAAAUGUUGCUUAUGCAGCACGUCAUGGAUGUAGAGAACUUGUUGAGAAAUAUCGCAUUGAUGCUAGUCUUAUUAUAAUCACCGUGUCUGAUUCAGACUCUGCUAUUCCUGAAUUAUACGUGCGAGAAGUAGAGGAAGCCCUAAAUCGAUCCGAAGAUCCGUAUCAUUUGUUGUGUGCACCGCCCAUCUUUUUUUCUCGUAAUUGCUUUGACGUUCCUGCAGCUGUUCGAAUCACUGACAUUACUUGGUCUGCUAUGGUCAUGUCGAACCUAAGUAACAGUCGAGGCAUGUGUAUUCCUUGCAGUAAUUAUUCGCUUUCAAUGGAACUGGCUGACAAAGUUGACUAUUGGGAUACAGAUGCGGAUGCAGUAGGGGAAGAUAUGCACAUGUGGCUUAAAUGCUUUUGGAAAACACAAGGACAAGUGCGUACGGCACCUAUCUAUGUGCCUAUCAAUCUAACCAACGUCCAGACAGAAGGUUAUCUAUCAAAUGUCAGUGCUCGUUAUGUUCAAGCAAAACGCCACUACAAUGGCGUAGCCGAUGUGGCGUAUACACUUAAAAAUGCCUUCCAAUCAUCGUCAUCUUCUAUCAGUUUAUUUGAAAGACUCCAAGUGUGCUUUAUCAUUUUGGAAGCGCAUAUGGUACCUGCUACUUCUGGAUGGCUUAUGUUUGCCGCUAUACCCCUGAUGCAGUUUAUUCUGUUUCCGCCUUUUGCUUCUUUGGCAUUAAUUUCGCCUUCUGACAAUCCAAUCUUGACAAGCGAAUUCUUUGGCCAUCUAUGGAGCUUUAUUAAGAUGAUCACAUUAUGCUUACCAUUGCCAUUAUUUGGUACCUUGGCCGUGUACGAGCAACUACACCGUGCUAUUGACCGCGAAUUCUUAAACAAAUCAAAACAAGAAACCCGAACGUGGUCGAAUUUAAUUGAUUACAUUAAUUUACCAGUGGCUGCUUGGCUGUUCAUGACAUUGCCUUCUACUUUGGCUUGUGUUAAGCGCUUGUUGAAUCGAAAAGAAAAAUAUAUUACAUCUGAAAAGCUAUUUCGAGAUAAUAACGGUUUAGCUUUGGAGCCAUUAUCAGCAUAGGCUCCUCUUUUUAUGUAAUAAAUAUCUUAAGCAAUUAUGGCCUACCUGAAAUUUUGGGUUCAACGUCAUUGGUACCAAGAUCAUUAACAUCGUGUUAGGGUCCGGCAUAAAUUUCGAGGUGACGAGUGAGAUCAUUAGUAAGAAAAGAGCAAGGAUGAACUUUAAGGAGAAAUACAUUUUUAGGUCUGGGUAAUGUAUAGAGUCUUGAUUGUACCUUGUUUAAUAAAGAUAAAUUUUUCGGUUGAGGUUCAUUAAUGUCCUUAUGCA